UUUAUCAUUUCACUCAUUUCACUUCUGGACAGAGCUUAUUGGCGGUUAGUACUACAAAGUAUGUUUGCAGUGUUUAUUAAAUAAUUCAGGCAUUGCCUCUAGUUAUUUCUGUCCAAGAACAAACUACAUUCAAACAAUAAAAUUUGAAAGUACCAUCAAUUCGUGGUAGUGCAAUGGCUCCAAAGACAGGAAAAACAAAACCGCACAAAACUAAGGGAGAAAAAAAGAAAAAAGAAGAGAAAGUUUUGCCGACUGUUAUUGAGAUUAGUGUUGAGACACCAGAUGGUUCACAAGUUAUCCUCAAGGGUAUCUCUACAGACAGGAUACUAGAUUUGAGAAAGCUUUUAGCGGUCCAUGUUGAGACUUGUCACUUGACUAACUUCUCCUUAUGUCACGAGGUUCGAGGUGAGAGGCUGAAAGAUAACGUGGAAAUCGUAUCACUGAAACCAUGUCAUGUUUCAAUCGUGCAAGAGGAGUACAACACGGAAGAGGUGGCGGUGACGCAUAUUCGGAGACUUUUAGACAUCACGGCAUGCACCUCAACCUUCAAUGGCUCCCCAAAACCCAAAGCAACCAAGGAUCAGAAUUUAGAUUUGGGUGGUGAUGUCUCCAUGUGUCCACCGCCAAGACUUGGACAAUUCUAUGACUUCUUUUCAUUUUCCCACCUUACACCUCCCUUUCAAUAUAUACGAAGAUCAAACCGUCCAUUCCUCGAGGAUAAGACAGAGGAUGAUUUCUUUCAGAUUGAUGUUAGGGUUUGUAGCGGAAAACCAACUACAAUUGUUGCAUCCAGGAAAGGAUUCUAUCCUGCUGGAAAACGUCUUCUUAUGACCCAUGCAUUGGUGCCUCUCUUACAGCAGAUAAGCAGGGUGUUUGAUUCUGCCUACGGAGCUCUUAUGAAGGCAUUUACAGAACACAAUAAGUUUGGAAAUCUUCCUUACGGUUUUCGUGCAAACACAUGGGUUGUCCCUCCAGUUGUUUCUGAUAAUCCAGCAACAUUUCCCUCGCUACCCAUGGAAGAUGAAACUUGGGGAGGAAAUGGAGGCGGUCAAGGAAGUGAUUGUAAACAUGAAAAGAGACAGUGGGCAAGAGAUUUUGCAAUCUUGGCAGCAAUGCCUUGUCAAAAUGCAGAAGAGAGGCAAAUUAGAGAUAGGAAAGCCUUUCUGCUUCAUAGUUUAUUCGUAGAUGUAUCAGUCUUCAAAGCAGUUUCUGCAAUUAAGCAUUUUAAAGAUAGCAAGCAAAGUUCUAUCAGUAAUGUUCCAACUUCCUAUGAAGAAAGAACUGGUGAUAUAAAUAUUAAGGUGACAAGAGAUGUAUCUGAUGCAAGCCUUAAAUUGGACUUCAAAAAUGAUGGGACUCGGGUUCUUGGAUUAUCAGAGGAAGAACUUGCUCAGAGAAACUUGCUUAAAGGCAUAACCGCUGAUGAAAGUGCAGCUGUUCAUGACACUCCUACUCUAGGUGCAGUGAUUAUACGACAUAGUGGCUACACAGCUGUCGUAAAGGUUUCACCUGAGAGUGAUUGGGCGGGGAGUCCUGAUGGUUCCUUGGAAAUUGAUAUCGAGGACCAGCCUGAAGGAGGUGCAAAUGCAUUAAAUGUUAACAGCUUGAGGAUGCUAUUACACAAGUCAUCCACACCUCAAUCAUCUAAUGCAAUCCAACGAGUCCCAAGCACAGAUAUUGAUAAUUCUCAUUCUGCUCGGUCUUUCGUAAAGAAAGUUCUGGAGGAAAGUUUUCUAAAAUUGAAGGAAGAGGACACUAGACAUAGGAAAUCUAUCAGAUGGGAGCUUGGGGCAUGUUGGGUACAACAUUUGCAAAAUCAAGAUACAGCAAAAACUGAGCCGAAAAAGGCUGAAGAAGCUAAACUUGAACCAUCUGUAAAAGGUCUUGGCAAGCAAGGUGGAUUACUAAAAGAAUUGAAGAAAAAGAUUGACAUCAGGAACUCGAAAGUCGAACAGGGGAAUGACAUUGACAUAAAGAAGCCUGAUGCUACUCAACAGGAAUUAGAGAGACAGUGUGAAGAAAAGGAAACUAUAUGGAGAAAACUGCUUCCUGAGGCUGCAUAUUCACGCCUUAAAGAAUCUAAAACUGAUUUUCAUCUCAAGUCACCGGAUGAAUUGAUGGAGAUGGCACAUAAAUAUUAUGAUGACGUUGCACUUCCAAAGCUGGUGGCAGAUUUUGGAUCCCUUGAACUUUCACCUGUUGAUGGAAGAACAUUGACUGAUUUCAUGCAUACCAGGGGUUUGCAAAUGUUUUCUUUAGGAAAAGUGGUUGAACUUGCUGAUAAACUUCCUCAUGUGCAAUCACUUUGUAUACAUGAGAUGGUCGUUCGAUCGUACAAGCACAUCUUGCAAGCUGUUGUUGCAGCUGUUGAUAAUGAUUCGGAAUUGGCAUCAUCUAUAGCAUCAUGCUUAAAUAUAUUGUUGGGAGCACCAUCAGUUGAAACUAACGAUGUUGACAUUACUAAUUGUGAUAUACUGAAAUGGAAUUGGGUAGAAACCUUUCUUUUGAAGAGGUAUGGUUGGCAGUGGAAGUAUGAAAGUAGUAAAGAUCUAAGAAAGUUUUCCAUUCUCCGUGGACUGUGCCAUAAGGUUGGACUUGAGCUAGCUCCGAGAGACUAUGAUAUGGAUACAUCAUCUCCUUUCCGAAAGUCAGAUAUUGUCAGCAUGGUCCCUAUAUACAAGCAUGUUGCUUGCUCAUCUGCUGAUGGCCGGACACUGUUGGAAUCAUCAAAGACUUCCUUGGAUAAAGGCAAAUUGGAGGAUUCUGUCAACUACGGCACAAAGGCACUUUCAAAAUUAGUAUCGGUGUGUGGGCCUUACCAUAGAAUGACAGCAGGAGCUUAUAGUCUCUUGGCUGUUGUGCUAUACCAUACUGGUGAUUUCAAUCAGGCAACCAUCUAUCAGCAAAAAGCACUAGAUAUUAAUGAAAGAGAGCUUGGACUGGACCAUCCUGAUACCAUGAAAAGUUAUGGAGAUCUAGCAGUUUUCUAUUAUCGACUCCAGCAUACUGAGUUGGCUUUAAAGUAUGUUAAUCGUGCAUUGUAUCUUCUGCACCUAACUUGUGGACCUUCACAUCCGAACACUGCUGCCACCUACAUCAAUGUAGCAAUGAUGGAAGAAGGACUGGGGAAUGUCCAUGUUGCCCUGAGAUACCUUCAUGAGGCUUUAAAAUGUAACAAAAGAUUACUCGGAGCUGAUCAUAUACAGACGGCAGCCAGCUAUCACGCAAUAGCCAUUGCUCUUUCUUUGAUGGAAGCAUACUCUCUUAGCGUUCAGCAUGAACAGACCACUCUCCAGAUAUUGCAGGCCAAACUUGGGUCUGAUGAUCUAAGAACUCAGGAUGCAGCUGCUUGGCUUGAAUAUUUCGAGUCAAAGGCUCUCGAACAGCAGGAAGCCGCACGGAAUGGUACACCUAAGCCAGAUGCCUCAAUCUCCAGCAAAGGUCAUCUAAGUGUGUCAGACCUCUUGGAUUAUAUAACGCCAGAUGCUGAUUUGAAAGCAAGAGAAGCACAAAAGAAGGCUCGUGCCAAGUUAAAAGAAAAACCAGGCCAAAAUUGGGAUACAGCUACAGAUGAAAAUCACAAGGAGGAAGACGUGUCUCAAGAUUAUUCAAUUACAGAGACUUCAAGUGAUAAAGAAAACAAAUCUGAAGCUCAAUUUCAAGAACAAAAGAUUGAUAAAGUUGAGUCCAUUGACAUAGAUCAAACAAUGUUCAUUGAAAAUAAUAAACUAGCACAGGAUGACAGCUCAGAUGAAGGAUGGCAGGAAGCUGUUCCCAAAGGUCGUUCGCUCAUUGGGCGCAAGUCAUCUUCAUCAAGGAGACCGACCCUAGCAAAACUGAACACCAACUUCAUGAGUGCUUCGCAAUCACCAAGACAUCGAGGAAAACCCGCAAACUUUUCUUCUCCAAGAUCAAAUUUAAAUGAGACUAGUGUGGGGCCCUCCCUUCCUGUUUCAAAAAAGUUUGUCAAGAGCUCAAGCUUCAGUCCUAAGCUGAUUAACUCUAACACCCCUACUGCUGGAGUAGAGAAGUUAGCAGACACAAAGUCAGCUCCAGCCAGCCCAGCUCUAAGUGAUCAAAUUGCUAAACCAGCUCAUGUUAGUGGUGGCGUCGCUCUUCAGUCAACAAGUAAACUUUUUUCUUACAAAGAAGUUGCCUUAGCCCCCCCUGGAACAAUCGUCAAGGCUGUAGCUGAACAGCCAGCGAAAGGAAAUUUCAAUGUUGAACAAAAUUCCGAGGUGAGCCCCAUAAUAAAUGCAACAAAGGAGAUUCAUAGUAAUGUGGCAAGCUCAAAUGAUAUCGAAGAUAAUGUUCAUGAUUCAAUUGAUGAGAAACCGCAAGAAUCUUUCCAUGUUGAAGAAAAAGAGACGGAAGUUGUUGUGGUGACAAAUAAUACCAAAACAUUAAAAAGAAAUGAGGUCAGAAAACCCCGGGAAGCCAACAAUGAUGGUGUUGUAGAGAAGAAUGUUGAAGUUGGAAACAUCAUAGCUAUUGAGGUUGAGAAAUCUGAUUGUUUGAACAAUGCGGCCAAUGCUACCUCCAAUGGUUCAUCAGAGAUAGAUGCUAAUACAACUUUAACCAUUUCAGUUGAAAGUAAAACACAAUUAGAUGGAAAUGAUGUCUCUUUAUCAAAAGAUAUGGUUACUGAGGGAGAUGAGAAAAAACUUGACUUUCCCCAACCAUCUGACGGAGAAAAGAAAGAAGAAAUAGAAACCGGAAAAGAACCAACCAAGAAACUUUCAGCUUCUGCACCACCAUUUAAUCCGUCCACAAUUCCAAUUUUUGGCUCUGUUCCGGUUCCAGGUUUCAAUGAUCAUGUAGGCAUAUUGCCCCCACCGGUAAAUAUUUCUCCUUUGCUUCCACGAAGAUCUUUACAUCAGUCCGCAACAUCUAGGGUUCCAUAUGGUCCACGAAUUUCUGGUGGCUAUAAUAGACAUUAUGGGAACCGAGUUCCACGAAAUAAAAAUGCAUUUCCCUCUAGUGAUGGCAACCCUAACAGCCCUCCAACAAUAAUGAACCCACAUGCCACAGAGUUUGUACCUGGACAAACUUGGGUACCCCCUAAUGAAUACAUGGCUUCUCCAAAUAGCAUUCUAGUAUCUCCUAACAGUUCUCCUCCAGUCUCUCCUAAUGAUGAAAUUCCUCCUAAUUCACUAAACGAUACCCCAGUGAAUCAAAAUGAGUUUGCAACAUCUCCAUGUUCAAAUGAUUCAGCACAAGUUGAAGUUAUUCUUCAAAAUGAAAAAGUUGUAGAUGAGCAAGUUACAGAAGCUUUCUCAAUACGAGUCAAUAGUGAAAAGCAGCUAGUUCCUCAACAACACCCGCCUGCGAGCAACGAAAAUUGUUGUCCUAGACAAGAAGAAAAGGAUAUAUACCUUAGCCACCCAAUUGAGGAUGAAGUAGUCAACAACGACACUGUAGAUAAGGUAAAGCCAGACAAAUGUUGGGGAGAUUACAGUGACAAUGAAGUUGAUACGAAUGGGGUAAUUGGUUAAUGAAUGUUGGAGCUUUUCUUGGUAAUCAAGAAAGAGUUUUUGUUGCAAAGGUGUCAAGAUAACAAAAUGUGAUGCAAGGGAUUGACUAGAUUGACGAUCUCGUAGACCCGAAUCAUUCAUGGUAUAACUGAUUACUAAUAAUGAAAUGUGGAAGUCUCAUCCAUAUAUUGAUUGAGAGGGAGGUUCAAGUUUAAGGCCUGUUUUUGUGAAGAAAGUCACAUGACCACAGAAGACUGUGAGUAGUUACUUAGCAAUGUGUUAAAUUCUUUUGAUCUGUUGUAUUUUUUUCCAUGUUUAGCUUUAAUGUUAUGAUACUCUGAUUAUGGCUGAUGACUAGGAUGCAAGAUAAGUAAUGUAUUAUCUUUGUCUUUACAAAAUUGUUAUAAUUGAUAUUUUAAAAUGGUACUUUCCAUGUGAUGAAUAACAUGCUUAACAUUCAAAA
Molecule: messenger RNA, 5937 nt
Organism: Medicago truncatula (barrel medic)
Lineage: Eukaryota; Viridiplantae; Streptophyta; Magnoliopsida; Fabales; Fabaceae
Product: protein TSS
Exons: 23
Coding region: 174-5495 (1773 amino acids)
Biological process (GO): organelle organization
Cellular component (GO): cytoplasm
Molecular function (GO): protein binding
Source: RefSeq, a predicted model, not a curated record